Eutrema salsugineum is the source of this 993-nucleotide messenger RNA. Its product is annotated as putative FBD-associated F-box protein At1g05080. The record is from RefSeq and is a predicted model, not a curated record. Lineage: Eukaryota; Viridiplantae; Streptophyta; Magnoliopsida; Brassicales; Brassicaceae. The transcript is spliced from 4 exons. The coding region runs from base 1 to 993 and encodes 330 amino acids.
AUGGUACCUACACUUGAAUACAAAGACAACGAGGAUGAGGAAGAAAGCCAAAAGAGCGUUUGGUGGUUUCUUGAAAAUUCAUUGAAACUCCAUAAGGCACCUGUAAUCGACAGCUUAUGUGUGGAACUCGGUUCACGAUGUCCUAUUGAUGUUAAUGUUGGAAAGUGGGUUGAAAACGCUGUUGAUCGCCGCGUGCUUGACCUAAAAAUCAAGCUCGUGUGGUCUGCAGAUCCUACUAGCUUGCCCACCAGGCUUUACUCAUGUGAAUCUCUCGUGACACUGACUCUCUCCGAUAAGAUUCUUGUGGAUUUCCCUUCUUCUUCUUGUCUCACAUCCCUCAGAUUACUCAAGCUUUACUCUGUGGUCUAUAAAGACGAAGACUCUGUCCUAAGAUGCUUGGUUAUUGAUACUCCUGCAUUAGUGUACCUCCACAUCCUAGAUUCUUCGGGAGACUAUUGCUUGGUCAAUAACAUGCCUUGUCUUGAGGAAGCAUAUAUCGAUUCUAAGGCUUACCCUGAUGACAGACUUUUAAGAUCUCUUUCUUCUGUCUUGUCUCUUGAGUUAAACCAUGAAACGCUUGUGUGUUGCAAAGCCAUCAACUUCUCUCGACUUGUAAAGUUAGCAAUACAUCCAGAGGAAUUAGAUUGGUCGGAACCACUAAUGCUUUUACUUGGAAAUGCUCCAAAACUAAGAGAUCUUAUGGUUGAUUAUGAUACAUAUGAAUAUUCCGAGUCCGAGGAUGCCCCACUUUCAUGGAACCAACCGAGUUCUGUUCCAAAAUGCUUGAUGUCACAGCUCGAAAUAUUUGAGUGGAGAGGAUAUGGAGACAGAGUAGAAGAGGAAAAAAUCUUGACAUACAUCCUUGCUAACUCAAAGUGUUUAAAGUCUGCGACAAUCUCUCUGAGACACGAUCUUGAAGAGCAAGAAUUGAUCAUCUACGAGUUGAGAAAUAUUCCUAGGAUUUCAACUGUUUCUCAGCUUUUGUUCAACUAA